AUGGAUGCUAUCCACAAAAAUAGGCCACUCGAAAAUAGCCCGGUGGAUCGAGCACUCGUCUCAUCCUUUGGUGACUUCAACUCGGGACUCCAGAUAACGAAAAACACUGGCACUAUCAACUUCCAUCCCCAAGCCGAUCAUUCUGAGGCAUCAGAAAAUCGAAAAUGUCUUCAGGCCUUACAUGCGACUGAUCCUCGCCGUGAUAAAAGCCGGAUCGAGACAGCUAAGGGCGGAUUGUUAGAAGACGCAUAUAACUGGGUCUUCGACAAUGCAGAAUUCAAACGGUGGUGCCAUGAUCAAGAAAGUCAACUUCUUUGGAUCAAAGGUGAUCCUGGGAAGGGCAAAACUAUGCUCCUGUGUGGGCUUAUCAACGAACUAACCAAGUCUGCCCCGACUUCGGACACCACUGUCAUCUUCUUCUUCUGCCAGGCAACAGACGCUCGGAUUAAUCAUGCCACAGCUGUUCUUCGCGGUUUAAUCUUCAUGUUGGUUGAUCAACACCCGGCUCUGGUCUCCCAUGUGCGGCGCGAGUAUGACAAGGCCGGGGAAAAGGUGUUUAAGGAUGCGAAUGCCUGGGAGGCACUCCUAGGGAUCCUGACAAGUAUCCUCCAGGACCCAUUGCUCCAGACGACCUACUUGAUAAUCGACGCCCUUGAUGAAUGCACUGCAGGGUUGAGUCGUCUUCUUGAUUUCAUUGUUGAGAAAUCAUCGUUUUAUCCACAUGUCAAAUGGCUCGUCUCAAGCCGCAACUGGCCAUCCAUCGAACAGACCCUUGAGACAGCACCGCGAAAAGAGAGGCUCUGGCUCGAGCUCAAUGAAGCUUCCGUCUCCAAGGCCGUUGCUUCCUUUAUCCACUACAAAGUUCAGACCUUGAAGAGCAAAAAGAAUUACUCUGAUGAUAUCCGAGACGCUGUUACAGAGCAUUUAUUAGCGAAUGCACAUGGUACUUUCCUCUGGGUAGCCCUGGUCUGCGAGGAACUCGCCAAAUUCAACGUUUCAAGGAGAGCUGUUCAAAGGAAGUUGAAAGAAUUUCCUGCUGGCCUUGAUCAGCUCUAUCAGCGAAUGUUGGAUCAGAUAGGCGAAAGCGAGGAUGCGGAACUCUGCAAGUCCAUACUUGGCGUCAGCACGACAGUCUAUCGUCCUAUUACAUUGGACGAGCUAGGUUCUUACAUCGACUUUCCGGACGACAUCGAGCUUUCGGACCUUGAAGAGAUCAUACGGCUCUGUGGCUCCUUUCUUACGCUUCGUGGAUCUACAAUCUUUUUAGUUCAUCAGUCUGCCAAAGACUUUCUUCGUCGAGAAGCAGUCCGCGAGAUCUUUCCCCACGGAGAGGUAUUCGUGCAUCAUUCAAUUUUCUCAAAGUCGUUAGAAGCCAUGAAUAGGACGCUUCGGCGUGACAUUUAUGGGCUAGUAUAUCCCGGAUACCCCAUCGAGCGAGUCAAGCCCCCGGAUCCUGAACCACUAGCCGCAAUUCAGUAUGCCUGUCUUUACUGGGUCGACCAUCUUCAGAUGGGCUCUCGUCAAGUUGGCGCGAAUGUACCAGACGACCUUGAGGAAGGCGGCCUAGUCGAUACAUUCUUUCGCAAGAACUACCUUUAUUGGCUUGAAGCUAUCAGCUUAUUGAGAAGCUUAUCAGAGGGGUUAGCUUCAAUGUUAAGACUCGAGCAUUGGAUCAAGUUCGAGAUACAACAUGCAAAAUUGGUCGAUAGGAUUCAAGAUGCCUGCCGAUUUGCUCUAUACCACCAACCAGCAAUUAGGGAUUGGCCACUCCAAGUGUAUGCAUCCGCGUUGAUAUUCAGCCCUGUGGAGAGCAUAACAAGAAUCCAAUAUGAAGAACAGCAACCAACCUGGGUAACUUUCAAGUCACAAAUGGAAGAUCAGUGGAGUCCAUGCUUACAGACCCUCGAAGGACACGGGGAUGAUGUUCACUCGGUUUGUUUCUCUCAUGAUUCAAAGCUCCUUGCGUCGGCUUCCAGCGAUCGCACCGUCAAGAUAUGGGAUGCUAGUAGUGGGCAAUGCCUAACUACCAUUGACGAGCAUAGAGGUCCUGUCGAUUCUGUCAGUUUUUUGCAAAAUUCAAAGCUGCUCGCCUCGCCUUCGUUUUCUACCAUCAGGUUGUGGGAUACGAGUAAUGGACAGCCUGUCAUGACGAUCGAAGGUGAUAAUAGCUGGUUUACCUCCGUUACCUUCGUUCACGAUUCCGAUCUCCUUGCGUCUGGCUCAGCCACGGGCAUUAUAAAGCUUUGGAAUAUUAACAAUGGACAAUGUAUAAGGAGUCUAGAAGGACAUCAAGCUAUAGUCCGGGCAGUCACCUUAUCUCACGAUUCUCGGCUUCUGGUAUCGACUUCAAACGACGAAACCAUGAAGAUCUGGGACGUGAAUAGUGGAAGAUGCCUUUGGACUAUUGACAUGCGUCUGGAUAAUGCCUCCUCACUCUCCUUCUCCCAUGAUUCCCAGCUCCUCGCCUCAGGCUCUUUGGACGGUAGCGUCAAGCUGUGGGAGACUAGCAGCUGGACAUGCGUCAAGAAUCUAAGCAGCGAUGCCCUUUCCGUCACCUUUUCCCAUGAUUCAAAGCUUCUUGCCUCAGGCUCAGCUGAUAGUACUGUCAAGUUAUGGGACGUUCGCAGCGGCCAGUGCCUCCAGACUUUCAAAGGCCAUCAAUCUACCGUGCAAUCGGUGGCCUUCUCACACGAUUCCAAAUUCCUUGCCUCUGCUUCAGAUGAUAAAACCAUCAGGAUAUGGGAUGCUACUAGCAGACAACGCUCACGUGAAUUUGACACCCAUGGUGACAGGAGCGAUCUGUAUCUUUCUCAUGAUUCCAGGCUCCUAGCCGCAGCUAAAAGGAAAAGGCCUUACGACAUAAUGAUAUGGGACACUCGAAAUGGACGAUGUAUUCAGACCGUCCAUAGCCUGAAAAGCAAUCCAUCCUCCUUUAUGUUCUCAAAUGAUCUCAGACUCUUCGCAGCAGGUUCAGGCGAUGGUACUAUCGAUUGUACUAUGCAAAUAUGGGAUAUCGGCAGCGGAAAAUGCAUACAGACUUUCACGACUCCCCGGAGAGUCGGAGUGAGAGGUUUCUUAUUCGGCAAUCCAAAUCUCAGAUUUGCUGAUGGCACUUCCGUUUCAAGUUCAUUUUAUAUUGAUAGGCCAGCUUGGUACACGAUCUCCAAUUCUCAAGGCCUUCGCAUCAGUGAUGAUGGUAGAUGCAUCACUUGGAACUCGGAAUGCCUGCUAUGGUUGCCGCCAGAGUAUCGAGCAGCUCCGAGGAGCUCACAUCUUGUCUCGGAAUCAACUGUGUGUAUUAGUUCCGCUUCAGGACGAGUGCUUAUUUUUGAUUUUGAUUAUGCUGCACUAUCACAGACCUGUGGGUGA
Penicillium daleae is the source of this 3369-nucleotide messenger RNA. RefSeq lists its product as uncharacterized. Bases 1 to 3369 code for a protein of 1122 amino acids. Gene Ontology annotation, molecular function: protein binding. The record is from RefSeq and is a predicted model, not a curated record. The transcript is spliced from 3 exons. NCBI's taxonomy places the organism in Eukaryota, Fungi, Ascomycota, Eurotiomycetes, Eurotiales, Aspergillaceae.